Molecule: messenger RNA, 762 nt
Organism: Protomyces lactucae-debilis
Lineage: Eukaryota; Fungi; Ascomycota; Taphrinomycetes; Taphrinales; Protomycetaceae
Exons: 1
Biological process (GO): pentose-phosphate shunt, non-oxidative branch; carbohydrate metabolic process
Cellular component (GO): intracellular anatomical structure
Molecular function (GO): transaldolase activity
Source: RefSeq, a predicted model, not a curated record
CUGACCAUAUUGCGCCAGUCGACGCUCGUAGACCUUGACGCGCUUGACAGCUGUAUCCCGCGCAAGUACAGCUUCAAAUUUCGAGACUGCACCUCUAAUCAAGCCAUUGCUCUUGGUCAGCUUCUUCAACCUUCAUCGGCUGUGCUGCUUGAGCGCGCAAAAGAAGCAGUCAAACACGAUGCUGUGGUGCGAGCGUACUGUACGGAUCACCAGGAAACGCUCAAUGUAAUCGCCGACUUGCUCGUCAUCUAUAUGCAAGCAGAGAUUCUGCCUCAGCUCCAACCCGGUGGACGUGUCCAUAUACAGUCUAGUCCCGCACUUGCCAACGAUGUCGAUCGAACAGUCGCCCAUGCACGCCGCAUCGUCAACCUCUUUACGCACGUCACAAACGCUGCAGUCGAUCGGCUGUGCAUCAAGGUCCCCUCUACGUGGGCAGGUCUCUAUGCUUGUGCAACACUCGAGGCAGAGGGCAUCCGCUGUCUCGCCACAAUCUUAUUUACCGAACGCCAAGCACUUCUUGCACAUCAAGCACGCUGCACGUACAUCGCACCCUACAUCAAUGAGCUGCGCGUCCACUUUGAAGAAGGUUAUCGCGAUCCCUCGCCCAAUUUCGCCAUGGUCAAGACGAUUCAUGCGCUCUAUGAAAAGCUGAAUUCACGAACAAUGAUCUUACCAGCUAGCUUGACCACAGUCGAAGAGGUCAUGGCGCUGAACGGUGUCGAGCAUAUCACCAUUUCACCCGCUCUAAUCAGUUUGCUCGCU